UCUCUCCGGCGCACACACUCGCGGCUGCUUCCAUCUAUCCAUGCAGUUCACUUCAUUGUACUGACUGUGAGCAUCAAUUAGGCAAGAAUUAAGCCCUGUUAGAAGAAAUAAUUGUCUUGUAGGCUUUCGAAGAGGAUUAUAGACCGCGUACAGAGGCUCAGAUAAGUUUUGAGUGCGGGAAAGCGGAGAGAAACGAAACACAGCUAUGCCCUCUGUGAUGGAGCGCUCGGGGGCUGGGGUCCUGUCCAGGAGCAGGGCCAAAACGGUAACCAAUGGCAACAGUCAGCCACACUCUGAGGAGGAGAGCAGCGAUGAAGAACAUGCACAUGACAGCAUGAUCAGAGUGGGAGGAGACUACCAGGCCCAGAUCCCUGAGUUCAAACCAGAUAGUCCUUCCCGCUACAAUGAGAAGGACCAGAGGAGCAUGCUGGUCUGGUGUCCCAACACUCAGCUCUCUGAUGCAGUGUUGGACGAAUACAUCCUAAUGGCUAAAGAAAAGCAUGGGUACAACAUGGAGCAGGCUCUGGGCAUGUUGUUAUGGCACAAACAUGACGUGGAGCGGUCACUAGCAGACCUGGCCAACUUCACCCCUUUCCCAGAUGAGUGGACAGUGGAGGACAAAGUGCUGUUCGAGCAAGCGUUCAGCUUCCAUGGAAAAAGUUUCCAUCGUAUCCAGCAGAUGCUUCCAGACAAGUUAAUCUCCAGCCUUGUGAAGUACUACUACAGCUGGAAGAAGACCAGAACCAGGACCUCCGUCAUGGACCGGCAGGCCAGAAGGCUAAUCAACAAGAGGGAGAAGGAUGAUAGUAACGAUGAUGUAGAGGAAGGAGAGCCAGGCAGCGAUAGUGACUUUGACCAUGAUGCAAAGAAAGAGGCAGUGAAACAGAACCCCAGCAGCACCAUCUCAGACAAAGUCCCGGACAAAGCCACUCGCUCAGGGCCCGUCAAGAAGGAGAGCAUUGGUGCUCAGUACAGGCACCACCCGCUCAGAGCGCGCCGCAGGCCCCCCAAAGGCAUGCACCUGGACCAGGGAGACAUCACCUCUCUGUCUGCCUCCCACGAUGCCGGAGUUGUAACUGUCCGUCAGCUGGACGCACAGCUGGUUUCACUCAAGAGACAGGUUCAGUCUAUUAAGCAGAACAGCAGCAGUUUGAAACUAAACCUGAAUGAUGGUCUGGAUGUAUUUAGACCCACUGAGUCUGCCCCUAAGAUGAACUCUCGUUGGACUUCAGAGGAGCAGCUGCUCGUUGUUCAAGCCAUCCGUCGAUACGGCAAAGACUUCACAGCCAUUGCUGAAGUGAUAGGCACCAAAACCCCAGCUCAGGUGAGCUCGUUCUUCGGUAGCUACCGGCGGCGCUUCAACCUGGAUGAGGUUCUGAGGGAGUGGGCGGCCGAGCAGGUGGCAACCAGCCGAGACCAGAGAGACCCCCGGAGGAGCAGCGAGGACAUGACAGCCCCUGCAGACGGAGUCGCAGCGGAAGAGGAGGUCAAAAUGGAGGACUCCUCCCAGGACACCACUGGCAGCUCCUCUCCUCCCUCCUCCACUAAGAACCCCUCCUCCCUCUCGCAGCCCCCUCCGCUGCUGCGCCCGGCUCCUCCCUCAGCACCCCCGAGCCUCCUCCGCCAGCCACCUCCUCUUCAGACACGGCCGCUCCAGAACAGAGCGCCUCACAACCACCCUCCCCCACCGCUCAUCCGGCCCGCAGCCACCUCCUCCUCCAGCCUUCGGGGCUCCCCCCCCAGCUCUUCCCUGGCCGCGGCCCAGAUGCCUCCAUCGCUGGUCGGGCUCAAAGUGGAGCAGCCAAAUUCACACUGAUGUACUCGGAGGAAUCAAACCCACUAAUUGGCCCACAUCCGCACACAAUGCUCUCUGUAACGCCCUCACUUCUGGAAUAUUCCCCAUCACGUCAUCAUCUGGUCACUCAGGCACCGGGGGUGACAUCAUUACUGAAAAUCACCCUCUAGUGAUCAGAGGCCCCUAUAUUCUACUUAAACACACCUACCUCCAGAUUAGUUCUCUAGUACACACGGCACCAACAGCUUAAGCGUACACACACACACACACACAUCACUCAGCAAAUCAAAGUCAGACCCUGCAUCCCUGAGCUGAUGAAGCCACGACCACAAAUAGAAGCCCACCUGCUUGUCUCCAUGGUAACAGCUGUACAUCUGGACAAUGGAGGAAUGUGGUCAAACAGACACAUAUAUAUAUAUAUAUACACACACAUACUGUAUAUUCCACUGGAAUUAAGUUAUAUAAACAAAUUUCAGCGAAAAUAAACUUUACGGGUCGUGUGAAAAUAAAUUCACACUUUUCCUCCUGAACUUUGCUUUAAUACUUCGACCCUCAAAGAGGACCAAAAGGUACAUUUGGAGAGAAACCGGAUUCUGUAGUCCUGCUGAGUUUGUUGUUCUGGUUUUUGAUGCCCGAGUUUGUUGAUUUCCAGUUGGGCGAAAAAAAGGUUGAAAGGACGAGAUGGACUCUUCUAGCCAUGUAUAACUAGUGUUAACUGGGGUUGUGAACUUUUUGUUGACUAGUUGAGCCAGCGGUAGUUAGUGGAUGUUCGUAGUUUAGAUUGUGAAUACUUAAUUAUGGUUGACUGAGCACUACGGAGAGAAGGGAGCGCGAUACGAGUUGGGACCGAGCUCGACUCUUGCAGCUUUUCACUUCAGAAGUCAUUUCAGCACUUAGCACUGAAAACACGCUUCUGUGCCAGAACAAGCCUUCCCUGCCCUCCCACGCUUUAGUGUCCACUGGAGAAAAGUCUCAGAGAGCUGAAAAAGCACAGUGUUUAACUCGUCGGUCUGCUCGCAUCGCAGCUCUGGAGAAGCCUCCCAAAUAAGGGAGGGAACCACACCUUGUUUAAGCGGUACCUCUUUGGUUCCCGGGACCUGCGUCCCCGGAUGCUUCCCGAUGGCUCAAGAACAACGGGAGCGCCCGGUUUCUUUCAGUAUCGCACCGCUUUAGUUCAGGACAGUGGCUGAGCUGCAUCACUGCCUUACAGGAGG
Molecule: messenger RNA, 3009 nt
Organism: Menidia menidia (Atlantic silverside)
Lineage: Eukaryota; Metazoa; Chordata; Actinopteri; Atheriniformes; Atherinopsidae
Source: the annotation of a GenBank genome assembly